AUGUAUUCGACAUCGCUGAAAGGAAAUUGCAUUUGUGAAAUGAAAUGUUUGGAUGAAAUAUCUAACGUAUCUAGUUCGGUUAGUUGCGUGAUAUCAACUUUGCAUUGUUGUGAUAGAGAUUGUAUGAAAGAGGAGAAAGUAAACAUCACUAUCGAAGAGGAUGAUCUAUUACCUUCGAAUUAUCUUAGUAAAAACAUUUUUGGAUUAUUAAUACCUGCAUUGGAAGAAACACUUAUUGAAGCAUCCAAACGGAAUGUUCUUCGAGUUCAGAAGUGUCGUUUUAACGGUCUCGAUAAUAUCGCAGAAAUUUUAUGGAAUCGUAAUCCACGUCAUUCAAAAAUAUAUUCACCACCUCUAAGUGUAUUUGAUAUACCGCCGUUUAAAGAAUAUUUACAUUCACAUCCUAGAUCUUAUUUUCCAAAAUCUUGGUUAUGGUCUGAAGAUGAAGCUGCAUUGCAUAUACAAAGAUAUGUUCGUGGCUGGUUUGUAAGAAAACGUAUGGAUGUUCAAGAAAUGAGGCAAUUUUGGAAGGCUAGUAAUUAAAAUACUGAUAUGUAUAUCUUUAUAUUAUUUCCCAUUAUUUAUUCUAAAAUUAUAAGUUAUAUUACAAUUAAUUAUUCUGCAUAUAAUCCAUAGGAUAUUGCAAUUAAAAGUUUCUUUGGCGAAAAAGAGAAUUGUAUUGUUCAAUCUCAAAGACUUUUAAGUACGUUCUAUUUGGAAUUUAUGAUAAUAAUAACAUUUUAUUUAUUUGUAGGUGACGUUUUAUAGUGAUAUUAAUUCAUUUUAUUUAUUUGUAGGUGAUGUACAAGAUAAUGCAAAGCAUGAAAUAAUUGAUGAAGAUUUGAUUCGUUGUGAAAAGUAUCGAUUAAUGGCACAUGAAAGACGUAUGUUGUAAAGAUGUAAAAGUAUAUUAAAAAGUCCUAAUUGAAAAAUACUUAAUCUUUAUUGUUAAGUUAUAAGAUCAAUGCAUAUUGAAUCAUAUUCAUGAUGCAUUCUCUUGUUUAAUAUUCUCAUACAAACUAGGGCUUUCUGACUGUCCUAAUCCUAUUUUUAUUUCAGUUGUAGGAGCUUCACCUUCUUCAGCAAUUCUAUAA
Heterotrigona itama is the source of this 1094-nucleotide messenger RNA. The record is from the annotation of a GenBank genome assembly. NCBI's taxonomy places the organism in Eukaryota, Metazoa, Arthropoda, Insecta, Hymenoptera, Apidae.